This is a messenger RNA of Sorex araneus (European shrew), 1199 nucleotides long. RefSeq names its product apolipoprotein A-IV. The record is from RefSeq and is a predicted model, not a curated record. NCBI's taxonomy places the organism in Eukaryota, Metazoa, Chordata, Mammalia, Eulipotyphla, Soricidae. The coding region runs from base 15 to 1199 and encodes 394 amino acids. Gene Ontology annotation, molecular function: phosphatidylcholine-sterol O-acyltransferase activator activity; cholesterol binding; phospholipid binding. The transcript has 3 exons. Gene Ontology annotation, biological process: positive regulation of lipid biosynthetic process; very-low-density lipoprotein particle remodeling; phospholipid efflux. Gene Ontology annotation, cellular component: extracellular region; blood microparticle; chylomicron.
CCCAGCAGCCCAGGAUGAUCCUGAAGGCUGUGGUCCUGGGCCUGGCCCUGGUGGCCAUCACGGGUGCCCGGGCUGAGGUCAGCGCUGACCAGGUGGCCACCGUGGUGUGGGACUACUUCAGCCAGCUCAGCAACAAUGCCAAAGAGGCAGUGGAGCACCUGCAGAAAUCUGAACUGACCCAGCAGAUCAACAACCUCUUCCAGGACAAAAUCGGGGAGGUGAACACCUACGCCGAUGACCUGCAGAAGAAGCUGGUGCCCUUCGCUACCAACCUGCACGAACGCCUCACCAAGGACUCGGUGAAGCUGAAGGAGGAGAUCCGGAAGGAGCUGGAAGACCUGCGGUCCAGGAUGGUGCCCCACGCCCAGGAGGUGAGCCAGAAGAUCGGGGACAACGUGCGCGUGCUGCAGGAGCGCCUGAGCCCCUACGCCGAGCAGCUGCGCACCCAGGUCAACACGCAGACCGAGGAGCUGCGGCGCCACGUCACCUCCUACGCGCAGCGCGUGGAGACGGCCAUGCGCAGCAACGUGGACAACCUGCAGGCCUCGCUGUCGCCCUACGCGGACGAGCUGAAGGUCCAGAUCAAGCAGAACGUGGACGAACUCAAGGGGCACCUGCAGCCCUACGGGGACGAGCUCAAGGAGAGGAUCGACCAGAACGUGGAGGAGCUGCGCCGCAGCCUGGCCCCUUUCGCGCAGGACGUGCAGGAGAAGCUCAACCGCCAGCUGGAGGGCCUCUCCUUCCAGAUGAAGAAGAACGCCGACCAGCUGCAGGCCAAGCUGUCGGCCAGCACCGACGAGCUGCGGCAGCGCCUGGAGCCCCUCACGGAGAACGUGCGGGGAAAGCUGAAGGGCAACACCGAGGAGCUGCAGAAGUCCCUGGCCGACCUGAGCAAGCAGGUGGACCAGCAGGUGGAGGAGUUCCGGCGCACGGUGGCCCCUUAUGGCGAGAGCUUCAACAAAGUGAUGGUGCAGCAGGUGGAGGAGCUCCGGCAGAAGCUGGGCCCCUACGCGGGGGACAUGGAAGACCACCUGAGCUUCCUGGAGAAGGACCUGCGGGACAAGGUCAACUCCUUCUUCAACACGGUCAAGGCGGAGAACCAGGACAAACUCUUGGCCCUCCCGGAGCAGGCGCAGAACCCGGCCCCUUUGGAGCAGAACCCGGCCCCUUUGGAGCAGAAGCCGGCCCCUUUGGGGUAG